ACGGUCUCACUAAAAUGAUCAUGUAAACAUCGAAAUGCGUUACUUAAGGAUUUGCAAUCCAUUGGUCCACCACCAAGUGCGGAACUCAUCCACGCAAGCUGGCCGCCGGCGAGUGGUGGUCACGGGAAGUGGAGCGGUCACUCCGCUGGCCAACAAUGGCGCGGAUUCCUGGCGACGCAUCCUGGCCGGUGAGUCGGCGAUCUCCCGGCUGGGACCGGAGUUCAAGGGACUGCCCUGCCAGGUGGCGGCCCAAAUUUCAAGAGAUAACCUGCAGUUGGACCAACACCUGACCAAGUCGGACAUCAAGCUGAUGAGCCCAGCCACCCAGUUGGCUGUUCUGGCGGCGGAGGAGGCCCUGGCCGCCGGCAAGCUGAACCCCAAGGAUCUGAGCGAGGAGCAGCGGGAGCGCUUUGGCGUCUGUGUGGGCAUGGGCAUGUUCGACCUGACGGAGGUCUAUGGAGCCUGGAACCAGUUGCAGCGCGGCUACAAUAGAGUUAGCCCCUUCUUUGUGCCCAGACUCCUGCCCAGCAUGGCGUGUGGCCACAUCAGCAUGCGGCACGGUUUGAGAGGACCCAACCACUCGGUGUCCACAGCCUGCGCCACGGGAGCCCAUGCGCUGGGCGAUGCAAUGCGGUUUAUCCGCAACGGUGAUGCGGAUGUGAUGCUGGCGGGAAGUGGCGAAGCCUGCAUAGAUCCCCUCUCCAUUGCCGGAUUUUGCCGGUUACGGGCUCUGAGCACUGCGUUCAACGACAAUCCGGCGGUGGCCUCCAGACCCUUCGACAAGUCCCGGGAUGGCUUUGUGAUGGGGGAGGGAGCAGCUGUCCUUCUGCUGGAGGAACUGGAGCAUGCUCGCGCCCGAGGAGCUCCCAUCCUGGCCGAGAUUCUGGGCUACGGAUUGUCCGGCGAUGCCUAUCACAUAACCUCGCCAAGCGAGGACGGGACAGGGGCAACAUUGGCUAUGAAGCGGGCAAUUCGGGAUGCUGGGAUUGCUCCCGAUAACAUCACCUAUGUGAAUGCUCACGCGACCUCCACGCCCACUGGGGAUCGCAUCGAAUCGCACGCCAUAGGACGGGUGUUUGGCGACCACACGCCUCAGGUGAGGGUGUCCUCCACAAAGGGAGCCCAUGGACACCUGCUGGGCUCCUCCGGCAAUCUGGAAGCCCUUUUUGUGGUGCUCGCCUGUGCGGAGAACAAGCUGCCGCCAUCCAUCAACAUAGAGCAACUGGAUGUGGACGUCAAUGUGGUCAGAGAAGCAACCGAAUGGUCACCAGAUCAAAAACGUCGCAUUGCCCUCAAGAAUUCCUUUGGUUUUGGAGGAACCAAUGCCUCCCUCUGCAUUGCCAGCUACGCGGAAUAGGAGCUAAGAAUUGUUAACUAUUUUGUAAAGACCGUCGUAAAUAAAAUUGUCAAAUGUUUGCAUAUUUUUAGGAAAAA
Drosophila elegans is the source of this 1434-nucleotide messenger RNA. RefSeq names its product 3-oxoacyl-[acyl-carrier-protein] synthase, mitochondrial. The coding region runs from base 35 to 1357 and encodes 440 amino acids. NCBI's taxonomy places the organism in Eukaryota, Metazoa, Arthropoda, Insecta, Diptera, Drosophilidae. The record is from RefSeq and is a predicted model, not a curated record. The transcript has a single exon. Gene Ontology annotation, biological process: fatty acid biosynthetic process. Gene Ontology annotation, molecular function: 3-oxoacyl-[acyl-carrier-protein] synthase activity.